CCACCAGUGCCCCGGGCUCCCAUGCCUGCCCCCAAAAGGGAACACGGGCAGCCACCGAGGCCACACUCGUGCCUGGGGUGUCCUGGGUCUCCUUGAGGAGCUGACCCCAUUGCGCUGAGGACUGCCCCGUUCAGGGGUGCACACAGGCUUUGUGACUGAUUCUGACACAGACCACACGCACGAGGAGCGAGGUCGAGGGCUGGGCUCCUGGCCCAGGUCUGCUCGGAGUGAGGACCUGCAGAGAUGGAGAAGGAGGAGGAGACGACUCGGGAGCUGCUGCUGCCCAGCUGGCAGGGUAGUGGCUCGCACGGGCUGACCAUCGCUCAGAGGGACGGAGGCGUGUUUGUGCAGGAGGUGCAGCAGGAUUCACCUGCCGCGCGUGCCGGCGUGGUCCAGGAGGGUGACCAGAUCGUGGGUGCCACCAUCUACUUUGACAAUCUGCAGUCGGGGGAGGUGGCACAGUUGCUGAGCACCGUGGGCCACCACACUGUGGGCCUGAAGCUGCACCGCAGGGGUGACCACUCCCCUGAGCCCGGCCAGGCCUGGGCACAUGAGGCCGUUGGCUCCCAAAGCCCAGAGAUGAUUCUGAGCGGGGCUGAUGAGGAGUACCAGCGCAUCUACGCCACGAAGAUCAAGCCAAGGCUUCGACCAGAGGACGGGGUGUCAGGGGACCCCGGGGAGACCCAGAGCCGCACCAUCACGGUGACCAGAAGGGUCACCGCCUACACUGUGGAUGUCACCGCCCCUGAAGGAGCCAAGGACAUCGACAUCAGCAGCCCUGAGUUCAUGGUCAAGAUUCCAAGGCAUGAAGUGACCGAAAUCUCCACAGUGGAUGUAGAAACCUGGCCUGGGAAGACAGUGAUCAAGCUGCCCUCAGGGCCAGAGCUCCAGGGUGCAGGCACCUCGAAAGUCCAGGUCACCAUGCCUGGGGUGAAGGUGGGGAGCCCGGGUAUCAGUGUCAGUGAGAAGGGCCUAGACUUGGGUGGCAGGGCAGCUGUCCACAUUCCAGGAGGGAAUGUCCCAUCUUCUCUUGGGGCUGGAGCAGCCGAGGUGGACAGUGGAAAAGUUAAAAUUCCUACCUUGAAGAUGCCAAAGUUUGCGGUUUCUCCAGGGCCUGAGGGCCAGGCAUCUGGGGCAGGACUAAGUGUCUCUGGGGGUAGUGGGCCAGGUGUGGUCAUCAGGGGGAACAUCCAGGCUCCACAUCUGGACAGCAGUGUUGAGGGGAUCCUGAAAAGCCCCCAGGUCGCUGGGCCGCCCCUUGAGGGGGAGUUAGGCCUGAAGCGGGCCGAGCCACAGGGGAGCAUUGGAGUGGAUGUCUCUGUCCCCCAAGUCGAGGGCAGUGUCAUGUGCCCCAGUGGGGAGGUGCGAGCCCCUGGUGUACAUGUGCCCAAGUUGAAGGGGCCUCAGUUCUCACCCGGUUCAAAGGCAGAGGGAGCUGGUAUCGACGUGACGCUGCCCAUGGGGGAAGUGACUCUCCCAGGGGUUCCUGGAGGUGUUGGCCUGCCUGAGAUUGUCCCUGGUGGGCUGGAAGUGAAGACUAAGGGUGCCAAGAUGAAAACUCCUGAAAUGAUUAUUCAGAAACCAAAAAUCUCUAUGCAAGAUGUGGAUUUGAGCCUCAGGUCCCCCAGACUGAAAGGAGAUAUUAAAGUUUCUGCUCCUGAGGUAAAAGGUGACAUGAAGGGCCCUCAAGUGGCACUAAAAGGCUCCAAAGUGGACAUAGAGGCACCAGACUUGGAGGGGACCUUGACAGCCCCCAAGCUUGGUGGCCCUUCUGGGAAGACGGGGACAUGUAGGAUUUCCAUGGCAGAUGUGGACCUGAACGUGGCUGCACCUAGAGUGAAAGGGGGUGUGGACGUCACACUCCCGAAAGUAGAAGGGAAAUUCAAGGUGCCUGAAGUUGAUGUCAAAGGUCCCAAAGUGGAUGUCAGCGGCCCAGAUGUGGAGAUUCAUGGCCCAGAGUGGAACCUGAAGAUGCCCACGGUCAGCAUUCCAGGAGUCAAGGGGGAUGCCCCGCAUGUGGGCGUGACUGUGCCCAAAGGGAAUGCCAGUGUUUCAGGGCCAAAGGUCAACGUGGAAGCACCAGGGUUCCACAUGGAGGGUUUUGGAGGGAAACUUAAAGGCCCUGAUACUAAGCUGCCUGAAGUGGGUUUGAAGACACCCAAGAUCUCCAUGCCUGGUGUAGAUUUGCAUGCUGAAGGGACAGAAGUGAAAGAGUGUGAUGCAACAGUACCAAAGCUUGAAGCAGAGGUUCAAGGUUCUAAAGGGGGCGUCAGUGUCCCAGAUGUGGGUGUUCACGGCCCUGACUGGCACCUGAAGAUGCCCAAGAUGAAAAUGCCCAAGUUCAGCAUGCCUGGCUUCAAGGCAGAGGGUCCUGAGGUGGAUGUGAACCUGCCCAAGGCUGAUGUGGACUUUUCUGGGCCCAAGGUAGAGGCUGGUGUUCUGGGUGUGAGCCUUGAGGGACCAGAUGGGAGGCUGAAAGAGCCUAAGUUUAAAAUGCCCGGGAUGAACAUCAAAGCCCCCAGGGUCUCCAUGCUGGAUAUGGACUUACACUUGAAAGGUCCUCAUGCAAGGGGAGAAUAUGAUGUCACAGUGCCAGGGGUUGAAGGUGAGAUUAAAGUGCCUGAUGUUGAACUUAAAACUGCCAAAGUGGACAUUGAUUUACCAGGUGUGGAAGCUCAGGGCCCAGACUGGCACCUAAAGAUGCCCAAGAUGAAAAUGCCUAAGUUCAGUGUGCCUGGUGUGAAGGCAGAGAGUGCAGAAGUGGAUAUGAACCUGCCCAAGGCCAACAUGGAUGUCUCAGGCCCCAAAGUGGAGGUAGGAGUCCCAGAUGUAAAUGUUGAAGUCCCUGAAGGGAAGCUGAAGGGUCCUAAGCUUAAGAUGCCAGAGAUGAUUAUCAAGGGCCCCAAGAUCUCCAUGCCUGACGUGGAUUUGCAUGUGAAAGGUCCCAAGGCGAAGGGGGAAUAUGAUGUUACAGUGCCAAAGUUGGAAGGGGACCUGAAAAGCCCCAAAAUAGAUGUCGGUGCUCCAGACAUUGAUAUUCAUGGUCCUGAUUGGAGCCUGAAAAUGCCGAAGAUUAAAAUGCCCAAGUUCAGCAUGCCCAGUCUCAAAGGAGAGGGCCCAGAAGGGGAUGUGAACCUGUCUAAGGCUGAUUUGGACAUUUCUGCACCAAAGGUUGAUAUUAGUGCCCCAGAUCUGAGCCUCGAAGGACCAGAAGGGAAGUUGAAAGGCCCCAAGUUUAAGAUGCCAGAGAUGCACUUCAAGGCUCCAAAGAUGACUCUGCCAGAUGUUGACAUGGAUCUUAAAGGACCAAAUGUGAAAGGAAAUCUGGAUAUGUCUGUACCAAAAAUAGAGGGUGAGAUGAAAGUUCCAGAUGUGGACAUGAAAGGUCCCAAGGUAGAUAUUAAAGCAACAGAUGUGGAUGUUCAAGGCCCAGACUGGCACCUGAAGAUGCCCAAGGUGAAAAUGCCCAAGUUCAGCAUGCCUGGCUUCAAAGCAGAGGGCCCCGAGGUGGAUGUGAACCUGCCCAAGGCCAACAUUGACAUCUCAGCACCUAAAGUGGACAUUGACGUUCCAGAUGUGAAUAUUGAAGGUCCAGAAGGGAAACUGAAGGGCCCCAAGUUCAAGAUGCCAGAGAUGAACAUCAAAGCCCCCAACAUCUCCAUGCCAGAUUUUGACCUGAAUCUUAAAGGGCCUAAAGUGAAAGGAGAUGUAGAUGUCUCACUUCCGAACGUUGAAGGUGAUUUGAAGGCGCCUACUCUUGACUUAAAAGGCCCAAAGUUAGAUAUGGAUGUUCCAGAUGUUGACAUUCAUGGCCCAGAGGGCAAAUUAAAAGGACCAAAAUUACAGAUGCCUGACAUGCAUGUCAACAUGCCCAAGAUCUCUAUGCCAGAAAUUGACUUGAAUUUGAAGGGCUCUAAGCUGAGAGGAGAUGUUGAUAUCUCUGGGUCCAAAUUGGAGGGUGACUUUAAAGCUCCUAAAUUGGAUGUGAAGGCUCCAGAAGUAGACAUUUCUGAGCCUAAACUCAAUAUUGAAGCCAAGUCAAAGAAAUCUCGUUUUAAGCUUCCCAAAUUUAAUUUUUCUAGCUCAAAAGUUCAGACACCUGAGGUGGAUGUCAAAGUUAAAAAGCCUGAUAUUGAUGUGUUCAGUCCAAAAGCUGAUAUUAAUGCUCCCGAUGUUGAAGUCCAAGGAAAAGUGAAAGGAUCCAAGUUUAAGAUGCCCUUCCUGAGUAUUUCAUCACCCAAAGUCUCUAUGCCUGAUGUGGAGCUAAAUUUGAAAGGCCCUAAAGUCAAAGGAGACUUAGAGGUUGCAGGUCCUACCAUGGAAGGAGAUGUUAAAGUACCCAACAUGGAUAUUCAGGCACCACAAGUCCAUCUUAGUGCGCCUGAUGUGGACGUUCACGGUCCUGAGUGGAACCUGAAAAUGCCCAAAAUGAAAAUGCCCAAGUUUAGUGUUCCUGGCUUAAAAGCAGCAGGUCCUGAUGUAACUGUGGAUAUACCAAAAGGAGACAUCAACAUGGAAGGUCCCAGUCUGAAUAUUGAGGGCCUAGACGUCAGUGUGGAGGGUCUGGAGGGAGGCUUAAAAGGCCCCAAAUUCAAGAUGCCUGACAUGAAUAUUAAAGCUCCCAAGAUCUCCAUGCCCGAAAUUGACUUAAAUCUGAAAGGUCCCAAUGUGAAAGGAGAUGUGGAUCUUUCUCUUCCCAAACUUGAAGGAGAUCUGAAGGGGCCGGAAGUUGAUAUGAAAGGCCCCCAAAUGGACAUCAAUCUUCCAGAUGUGGAUGUUCAUGGUCCAAACUGGAACCUGAAGAUGCCCAAGGUGAAAAUGCCCAAGUUCAGCAUGCCUGGCUUCAAAGCAGAGGGCCCUGAAGUGGAUGUUGCUCUCCCUAAAGCUGAUAUUGACAUUUCUGUCCCUCAUGUAGACAUUGAAGCACCAGAUGUGAAUAUUGAAGGUCCAGAGGCGAAACUGAAGGGUCCCAAGUUCAAGAUGCCAGAGAUGAACAUCAAGGCCCCCAGGAUCUCCAUGCCUGAUGUGGAUCUGGAUUUGAAAGGCCCUGAAGUAAAAGAUUUUAAUGUUUCUGUCCCUAAGAUUGAAGGGACUUUCAAAGGUCCUGAAGUGGAUCUUAAGGGUCCAGCUCUGGAUUUUGAAGGACCUGAUGCCAAACUCAGAGGCCCUAAUUUGAAGAUGCCAUCCCUGGACAUAUCUGCUCCUAAAGUAACUGUUCCUGAUGUUGAUUUGCACUUGAAGAUGCCCCAAAUUGGAGUUUCUGAUCCCAAGUUAGAAGGUGGUGAAGUGAACCUCAGGGGGCCCAAGGUUGACUUAGAAGCGCCAAACUUAGAUGUGGACAUGCAAGGCCCAGGUAUUAGCACUGAGUGGGACGAUGUGAAAAAUCCCAAGUUUAAGAAACCCAAGUUUGGAUUUGGAGCAAAAGGCCCUACAGCUGACAUCAAGCCAUCUUCGCUCGAUGUGUCCAUGCCCGAGGCAGAGUUGAAUGUGGAGAUUCCUGAGGUUGGUACUGGUGGCAAGAGCAAGAAAAGCAAGUUUAAGAUGCCUAAGCUUCACAUGAGUGGUCCUAAGGUGAAGGCCAAGAAGCAGGGCUUUGACCUGAAUACUCCUGGGGGCGAAAUUGAUGCCAGUCUCAAGGCCCCAGACGUGGACAUCAGCAUUGCUGGGCCGGAUGCUGCACUCAAAGUUGACGUGAAAUCUCCCCGCUCCAAGAAGACUAUGUUUGGGAAAAUGUACUUCCCAGAUGUAGAGUUUGACAUUAAAUCACCCAAAUUUAAAGCCGAGGCCUCCCUCCCCAGCCCCAAGAUGGAAGGUUCAGUCCAGGCACCCGAUCUGAAUCUCUCUUCACCGGGGAUCAAUGUGGAGGGUCCAGAUAUUAAGGUGAAGGCCCCCAAAUUCACAAUGCCAGGUGUGGAUGUCUCAGGGCUGAAGACAGAAGGGGACUUGAAAGGCCCCAAGGUGCAGGCCAACUUGGAGGCACCUGGAGUCACCAUUGAAGGCCCAGAUUCCAAAGUCAAAGCACCUUCUUUCAGCGUUUCCACCCCUCAGGUCUCCAUGCCCGAUGUGAAUGUUAAUUUGAAAGGACCAAAGAUACAGGCUGAUGUCCCCAGUGUGGGACUCGAAGGACCAGAUGUAGAUCUGCAAGGUCCAGAAGCGAAAAUCAAGUUCCCCAAGUUUUCAGUGCCCAGGAUCGGUGUCCCUGCUGUCACCAUGGAGGCGGGGGGCACUGAGGCUGGGGUCCAGCUGCCCUCUCUCAAGGGGGCCCCGAGUGCUCCAAACAUCAGGCUCCAAGGGCCUGGGGUCACUCUGGUGGGGCCGGGCGUGGACUUGCCUUCCAUGAACCUGUCUGAAGUCUCUGGGCCUGACCUUGAUCUGAACUUGAAAGGACCAAGUCUGAAGGGAGAGCUGGGUGCCUCUGUUCCCAGUGUGAGGGUGCACAGCCCAGGUCUUGCCCUCGGAGGUGGUGCCGGGAAGGUGCAGAUGGGAGGAGAUGCCGUGAAAGUGCCAGGUGCCGAUGUUGGAGCCCCAGAUGUGACACUGCAGGGACCAAGCCUGCAGGGAGACCUGGCUGUCUCGGGUGACAUCAAGUGUCCUAGGAUCUGCACAGGUGCCCCUGAACUGAGCGUGGAAGCACCAGAAAUUGGAAUGAAACUUCCCCAAAUGAAGCUCCCCCAGUUUGGCAUCUGUACACCAGGGUCCGACACGGAUGUCGGCAUCAAGGGGCCACAGGUUGCUGGAGGGCUAAAGGGGAAGGGCGUGGACAUGAGUCUGAAAGGGCCACAGCUCUCCGCACCUGACGUGGACUUUAACAUUCAGGGACCAAAAGUGACAGGCAGCCUGGGGGCCCCUGGAGAGGUGAAAGGGGCUCUUCAGGGAGUCAGCAUUCAAGGCCUGGAAGGAAACCUGCAGGCCCCUGCACUGCCGACGGCCCGAGGUGGCGUGGAUCUGCCUGGUGUGACGGUGAUGCUCCCAGCAGGGCAGAUUGCCAGUCCUGACAUCAGAGGGGGCCUGAAGGCCUCCGGGCUGGGUCUCCACGGGGCUGCUCCUGAGGUCAGCGUCAAGGGGCCUUCCCUCUGUGUGGCCUCCCCCGAGUCUGAUGUUGGUGUCAGCUUGAAGGGCCCGAAAGUCAAAGGCGGCAUGGACAUGUCAGGGGGUGUCGGCGCCCCUGACAUCAGCCUGGGGGAGGGCUGUCUCGGUGCCAAAGGCUGUGGGGCAGAAUGGCAGGGGCCCCAGGUCUCCUCAGCUCUCAGCUCAGGCCUCCACUUCUCUGGACCGAAGUCAGAGGGAGGCAUGAACGGGGGCGAGCUCGGGCUGAGUGUGUCCGGGCCCCAGGGCCCCAUGCAGAGUGGGUCUGGGAGAGUAACAUUCCCCAAGAUGAAGAUCCCCAAGUUCACCUCCGGCCGGGAGCUGGUUGGCAGAGAAGUGGGCGUGGAUGUCGCCUUCCCCACGGUGGAAGCCUCCGCGCAGGCUGGUGCCACAGGGGGCGAAUGGGGAGAGGCUGAGGUGAAGCUGAAGAAGUCCAAGAUCAAGAUGCCUCGGUUCACCUUCUCCAAGCCCAAGGGCAAGGGCAGUUCCUCGGGCUCUCCAGAGGCGUCUGUCUCGGAGUCCAGAGGGGACCUGAAGAGCUCCAAGGCCAGCCUGGGCUCUCUGGAGGGAGAGGCAGAGCCCGAGGUGCUGUCCCCCAGAGGCAAGUUCUCCCUGUUUAAGAGCAAGAAGCCGCGCCCCCGCUCCGGCUCCUUCAGCGAGGACAGAGAGCCUUCUGCUCCUUCCACUCCGACAGGGACUCUAGAGUUUGAGGGCGGUGAGCUGUCGCUGGAAGGAGGGAAAGCGAAAGGCAAACACGGCAAGCUGAAAUUCGGCACCUUUGGCGGGUUGGGCUCAAAGAGCAGAGGUCACUACGAGGUGACUGGGAGUGAUGAGGACGCAGGCAAGUUGCAGGGCAGCGGUGCAUCCCUGGCCUCCAAGUCCCGACUGUCCUCCUCCUCUAGCAAUGACAGCGGGACGAAGGUGGGGAUCCAGCUUCCCGAUGUGGAGCUGGCCGUGUCCGCCAGGAAGGAGUAGCCCGAGCCCGUGACCACGCCCUUGCAGGCAGCAGCCUUGGGGCGCCGUGUGUAAAGGCCAGAGCUUCCCGGCGGCCUCAGAGAGCGCAGAGCGGCCAGCGCCACCUUGGGCUCAGGAUGCCACGCUCCGUGAAGAGCUCUGGUUUGCCGGCCCUGGGCAGAGCCAACAGUGUUUGCCUUAAGAUUGCAGUUUUCUUUCUCUGUUUUUGCAUUGAACGCUGAGAGCGCCUGUUUACUAAGCAAGCUUUUGUGUUUAUUACCCUCAUUUGUACUGAACAUUGUUAAUUGUUGGGAUAAUGGACACCCACGACUUUCGGGGCUUCUGUUGGUGGGGACGGGGAGCGGCAGGGCUGCCCAGUCUCUGCUCCUGAGAGGGGACCGGUGGCAGCAGUCACCCCCGGCAUAGCCCAGGACAGCUGGCAGCCGCGGGUGUCUGCUGAGCUCUUGCAUAGCCUUCCCCAGGUGGCGGUUGGCAGUCCCACCAGCUUGGUGUCAGGAGAGGGAACCGGGAUCUGUGUGCAAGUUACUCAGCCUGCUGGGGACACCAGGGACUUCCAUCCAUGUUUUGUAAGAAAUGUUUCCUUCAUGACCAUCACGCUCCUGAUGAUAGUUCUGAUUUCUUUUAACAAAUGUUACCAUGACUGAGAAAAUUUCUGGCACUUUAAUGGCAAAAUUGUUUGAGAAUGUAAGGAAGUGGAUGCUGUACAAGGUAAAUAAAGCUGUGUAUUAACCCUGA
Heterocephalus glaber (naked mole-rat) is the source of this 8796-nucleotide messenger RNA. The record is from RefSeq and is a predicted model, not a curated record. NCBI's taxonomy places the organism in Eukaryota, Metazoa, Chordata, Mammalia, Rodentia, Bathyergidae.